Messenger RNA from Vombatus ursinus (common wombat), 2974 nucleotides. RefSeq names its product lysine methyltransferase 5B (gene KMT5B). Lineage: Eukaryota; Metazoa; Chordata; Mammalia; Diprotodontia; Vombatidae. Gene Ontology annotation, molecular function: protein binding; histone H4K20 methyltransferase activity. The record is from RefSeq and is a predicted model, not a curated record. The coding region runs from base 220 to 2919 and encodes 899 amino acids. The transcript has 11 exons. Gene Ontology annotation, cellular component: nucleus.
GUGACCAGCAUUCCCUCCAGAAAUUUGCCAGCUAAGUAAUCAGAGAUGAAUUUGGGCAGAUUUAACACUCAGAAAACAAAAACCAUAUACUGAACAUACCUGUCCAUUUGAGCUCAAAUCCCCAAACCACCUGGCACCUAUUGGAGAGAAAAUUGAAAUUAUUCUCUAAGCUAUUUGAAGAGAGUGACUAAAUGCCACUGGGUCGGGCUGUCUGUGGGUAUGAAGUGGUUGGGAGACUCCAAGAACAUGGUGGUGAAUGGCAGGAGAAAUGGAGGCAAGUUGUCUAAUGAACACCAGCCAAGUCCGUCCAAAUUUCAGCACACGGGAAAGGACACCCUGAAGGCUGGCCGCAAUGCAGUUGAGAGAAGGUCGAGCAGAUGUAGCGGGGCUUCGGGGUUUGAAGGACAGAGCCGCUAUGUACCUUCUUCUGGGAUGUCUGCCAAGGAGCUGUGUGAAAAUGACGACCUAGCCACCAGUCUGGUGCUUGACCCCUACCUAGGCUUUCAGACUCACAAAAUGAACACUAGCGCCUUUCCUUGGAGGAGUUCCAGGCAUUUUACCAAAUCUGACAGUUGCCCUCACACGCACCAGGUGAGAUUUCGUCCUAUUAAAGGGAGGCAAGAAGAGCUGAAGGAGGUGAUUGAACGCUUUAAAAAAGAUGAGCACUUGGAGAAGGCCUUCAAAUGUCUGACCUCGGGCGAGUGGGCACGGCACUAUUUUCUUAACAAGAAUAAAACGCAAGAGCGGUUGUUCAAAGAACACGUAUUUAUUUAUUUGCGAAUGUUUGCAACUGACAGCGGAUUUGAAAUCCUACCUUGCAAUCGGUAUUCGUCAGAACAGAAUGGAGCCAAAAUCGUUGCAACAAAAGAGUGGAAACGGAAUGACAAGAUAGAAUUGCUGGUGGGUUGUAUUGCUGAACUUUCAGAAAUAGAAGAGAACAUGCUACUUAGACAUGGAGAAAAUGAUUUCAGUGUCAUGUAUUCCACCAGGAAAAAUUGUGCUCAGCUCUGGCUCGGUCCCGCUGCCUUUAUAAACCAUGAUUGCAGACCUAACUGUAAGUUUGUUUCAACUGGUCGGGACACAGCAUGUGUAAAAGCCCUGAGAGAUAUCGAGCCUGGAGAAGAAAUAUCUUGUUAUUACGGAGACGGGUUUUUUGGAGAAAACAAUGAGUAUUGCGAGUGUUACACGUGUGAAAGACGGGGAACUGGUGCUUUUAAAUCGAGGGUGGGACUGCCCACGCCUGCUCCCGUCAUCAACAGUAAAUACGGGCUGAGAGAGACCGACAAGCGCUUAAAUAGGCUGAAAAAGCUGGGUGACAGCAGCAAGAAUUCAGACAGCCAGUCCGUCAGCUCCAACACGGACGCAGACACCACUCAGGAAAAAAACGAUGCAACCGCGAACAGGAAACCGUCUGUCGGCGUGAAGAAGAGCGGCAAGGACCGGUCGCUAACGCCGUCGUCGUCGGCGCCGCGGAUCCCCGCCUCCUCCAACUCUACCUCAUCGAGACUCGCGCCUCUCCACAAUCCCAGGGUACCAAAGAAGUUGAAAAGGCCCGUCGUCAAGCCUUUGCUUUCCAAGAUAAAGCUCAGAAACCAGUGCCGGAGGCCAGAGCCAAAGAGCGCCUCGAGGAAGCUCGAAGUGGGGAGCCUGGUCCUCAAGGAGCCCAAAGUGGUUCUGUACAAAAACCUGCCCAUCAGAAAGGACAAGGCAGCCGAGGGACCAGCGAGCGCCGCCGCGGCCGGCGGGUGCCUGACCCGCCACGCCGCGCGAGAGCACGGGCGGGGGCCCGCCGGCGGGGCUCCCGAGCAGGACGGGGGGUCGCCCUGCGCCUACAUCACUCGGAGGUCAGUGAGGACGAGAACGAAUUGGAAGGAGACCUCCGAGCCUGCCCUUGAGCCCGGCAGCCUGUCGGGAAGCUCUCCCGGCGCCUGGGCGGGCACGGGCCCUGGCACAGACACGGACGGCGUGGAGCCGCCUGCCGCUCCCCGUGCGGCGCGGGACCGGGAAAAGGCUCCCGAAGCCGCGUCCCCAUGCGGGGAGGGGAGGUCUCCAAAGGAGGACGUGAGCGCGGCCAGAAAGAAAUCACGGCAAGGGAAGCUGUUGAAACAGUUUGCCAAAGCGGAGGAGCCCGUUCCGGUCCUGGAUGCCCCCAAGAGCGAGGAAGCGGUGCCCGACCUCAUCAGCUCUCACUCGGACCACGCGGAGCCCAGGGACAGAGCGGACGGGCCCGCGGGCCGCCAGGACUGCGUGCCUGCCGUGGCGGGCGGGGCUUCCGUCGGGACGCCCGACCACUUCAAAGCAAAAGACAGCUUUAGAACUGCGAAAAGCAAAAAAAAACGGCGCAUCACAAGGUAUGAUGCGCAGCUGAUCCUGGAGAACAGCUCUGGGAUCCCCAAAUUGACUCUUCGGAGGCGCCACGACAGCAGCAGUAAGGCCGCCGACCAAGACGGUGACGGAAUGAGCUCCUCCAAAAUCAGCAUCAAGUUGAGCAAAGACCACGACAAAGACAACAGUCUCUACGUCGCCAAGCUCAAUAACGGGUUUAGCUCAGGGUCCGGCGGCGGCAGCUCCACCAAGCUGAAGAUUCAGCUCAAGCGGGAGGACGAGAGCCGAGGCCCCUAUGUGGAGGAGCUGCGCGAGAACGGCCUCUGCUGCCCGGAGACCCUCUCGCUGCUGGAGUCGAGGAUGGACGUGGACGAGUACAGCCAGUACGAGGAGGAGAGCGCCGAGGAGCCGUCCUCGUCGGAGGAGGACGAGGACGACGACGAGGACGAGGAAGACUACGGGGACGACUUCGAGGACGACUUCAUCCCGCUCCCGCCGGCCAAGCGGCUGCGGCUCAUCGUGGGCAAGGACUCCAUCGACAUCGACAUCUCCUCCCGGCGGCGGGAGGACCAGUCCUUGAGGCUCAACGCCUGAGCCGCCCGGGUCCCGUCCGGGAGGAGUCCGCGUGCGACAGCCGGCGGGCGCGGGC